Molecule: messenger RNA, 598 nt
Organism: Leptonychotes weddellii (Weddell seal)
Lineage: Eukaryota; Metazoa; Chordata; Mammalia; Carnivora; Phocidae
Source: RefSeq, a predicted model, not a curated record
AUAUUUGAGAGAACUUAAGAUUCGCUCUCUUCCUACCAUUGUCCUCCUGACUUUUUGAGAUGAUAUAGAAAUUGUAUUACUGUGUCACAUCAGCCUUUGCUUUUCCUGUCCCAUGUCAUCCCACAGAUGUGCUAGGUGUGGGCCGGCCCCCACCCCACCCUGACAAGUGACCAUGGAUCCUGGAGCCGGGCCAGAGUCAUCUCUGACUGUCAAUGAGCAGGUCAUCGUGAUGUCAGGCCACGAGACCAUCCGUGUGCUGGAAGUUGGAGUGGACGCCCAGAUCUCUGCCGAGGAGGAGGGCAAAGGGCUGGAGGGUGUGGCUGCUGAGGGCUCCCAGAGCAGAGACCCUGGCGAAGCUAGUGAACCUGCUGGUGAAGCCGGGCCAGACAACCCAGACUCCUCUGCAGAGGCAACUGUGAAGUCUCUGCCGGGGAUCCCUCCGAGCCCUGCCCCUGCUGUUGCCACCUUCAGCCAAGCCCCCAGCCAGCCUCAGGCCUCGCAGACCCUGGCUCCAUUAUCUGUACAGGCUGCCCCCCAGAUCUGCCAGGCAUCCGGCAGGGGAGUAUCCUCCAUCAGAGCUGCCCAGAGGCCUCUGUAG